CUCUCGGCUGAGUCGGCUCUCGCUGAGUUCUGAGCUUCGCCUCGUGCCUUGCCGUGGUUUGGUUUAAAUACUUAUUAUCAAAUAACUAAACUACCAAAUUAGUCAAUCAUUUUCGUCUUCUCUAGCGGACCAAGUAGUAGAGCUCUGAACUUGAACAGGAGAAGAGUAUUGCCAUUACCGAAAAGGCUGGUGGCGGCAUUGUCAGUCAAGACAUGGAGGGUGAGGCAAAUCCAAUAUUGCCUGUCGAAGAACAAGAUUCGAUUGCAGACUUUAUCGAACUUAUCGACAGUAUCGAUCUUGCAAAACUAAGUAACCAAGGGAACGAGUGCUGUUCACUCCCUUCUGAUCUUCAACAAUUGUCUCUAGCCGGACCUUCAUGUUCAAAUUCGACAUCUGAGGGGGUAAAAGGGAACGAGGGCUGUUCACUCCCUUCUGAUCUUCAACAAUUGUCUCUAGCCGGACCUUCAUGUUCAAAUUCGACAUCUGAGGGGGUAAAAGGGAACGAGGGCUGUUCACUCCCUUCUGAUCUUCAACAAUUGUCUCUAGCCGGACCUUCAUGUUCAAAUUCGACAUCUGAGGGGGUUGUGUGGUUUAGUGCUGGAAAAGAGGCGGAUUUACAACAAAAGGAAAAAAGAACGUACCCGCCAGCUCGAAAGCAACCGAUAAGGGUAAGCCAAAGGAUAAAAAAAAAACCAGAUGUAUUGACGUACGAUUGCAGCACGGACAACGGCUAUAUAUGGCCAGAAAGAAAAUUGGCAGGGCUUUAUGCUGGAUGCGUUGUACUUGGCACUGAAAACAUGGAAGGUUUGCAACGAUAUGUGCCUGAAAAAAAAGAAAAGCAUAUUAAAAGACAGCUCAACUUGUGGAAAGCAAUUGGUGAACAAGCAACAAAAGAUCAAGUAUUAGGAGAGUCUGAUGUUGAGCCAGCCUUUGAUAUAGAAAAAGUAAAGAACCUGGAUGAAUGGAUUGAAUAUUUCCAUAAAAAUAAAAGUAAUGCAUUUGAUAAGAAUAUAUUUUCGGAUUAUUUUUUGUUGUUUGCUGAAUAUGGAGAUCUACCUUCCAAAGAAGAAUGUGGAGGAGUAGACCCCAGGGAUAUGUACCGAUACCUCCAUUGUAUGCUAAAUGGUAUUCCUUUCUAUGGAUUGGAUGACUUAACCAAAAGAGUGAUCCUGAAGUGUAUUAAGAAUGUAAAGAAAACACUUAAUAAUCCUGAAUUGAUUGAAAGAUUGAGCAAGCAACUUAAUGACCUACCAACGGAGCCCGAUGUAAAAAAGUUUGGCAAGACAUAUUCUAGAGAGCCAAAGACUGAUGAACAAAAAUUGCAAAAGUUGCUCUCCCAUCCAGAUUUCAACCCACUCAAUCUUCCUACUAAGGAGCCUGUUCCAGAAAUCAUUCCAGAUAAUGGAGAAGGAGAAGAAGAAGAAGAAGAAGAAGAAGAAGAGGUGAUUGAGAUUGACCUCACAAAAGACUAAAUAUAUUGUGUUAUUUUGUUUGAAUGUAUUUUGAUAGAUUAAUAACUGCUAAAGAGAUGAGCCAUAAUUUAGUUCAAAUAUAAGUAUGAUCUCAUCUGUUUAUCAUACUUGAUGUUUUUGACACAUCUAUUUAAAUUCACACACUACCAAGUCACUCAUUGCUAACAGUGUCUUUAGUAGUAAACAUGCUUGUAUGUUAUGGACUAAAAAACAUCUGUAAAAUUAAUCUUUAUUUUGUGUGUAUGUAUUUUGCUAGAUUAAUAAGUGCUAAGGAGAUGAGCCUUGAUUUAGUUCAUGUUAAGUAUGAUCUUAUCUGCUUAUCAUACUUGAUAUUUUAGACACAUCUAAAGGGCCAAACAUAAACUUUUCUAAACAAUGGAAGGCCCAAUGUAUGUGUGUAUUGUUAGGUUUUUUUAUUUAAUUGUUCUCAACAUUUCACCUUUUUAGAUUUUGUAAAGAAGUAUGGGUUGCGUAUUUCGAUAAUGUUGAUAGUAACACAUUCACACACUACCAAGUCACUCGUAGCUAAACAUGUUACAGUGUCUUUAGUAGUAAACAUGCUUGUAUGUUACGGACUUAAAAAACAUCUGUAAAAUUAAUCUUUAUUUUGUGUGUAUGUAUUUUGCUAGAUUAAUAAGUGCUAAGGAGAUGAGCCUUGAUUUAGUUCAUGUUAAGUAUGAUCUUAUCUGCUUAUCAUACUUGAUAUUUUAGACACAUCUAAAGGGCCAAACAUAAACUUUUCUAAACAAUGGAAGGCCCAAUGUAUGUGUGUAUUGUUAGGUUUUUUUAUUUAAUUGUUCUCAACAUUUCACCUUUUUAGAUUUUGUAAAGAAGUAUGGGUUGCGUAUUUCGAUAAUGUUGAUAGUAACACAUUCACACACUACCAAGUCACUCGUAGCUAAACAUGUUACAGUGUCUUUAGUAGUAAACAUGCUUGUAUGUUACGGACUUAAAAAACAUCUGUAAAAUUAAUCUUUAUUUUGUGUGUAUGUAUUUUGCUAGAUUAAUAAGUGCUAAGGAGAUGAGCCUUGAUUUAGUUCAUGUUAAGUAUGAUCUUAUCUGCUUAUCAUACUUGAUAUUUUAGACACAUCUAAAGGGCCAAACAUAAACUUUUCUAAACAAUGGAAGGCCCAAUGUAUGUGUGUAUUGUUAGGUUUUUUUAUUUAAUUGUUCUCAACAUUUCACCUUUUUAGAUUUUGUAAAGAAGUAUGGGUUGUGUAUUUCGAUAAUGUUGAUAGUAACACAUUCACACACUACCAAGUCACUCGUAGCUAAACAUGUUACAGUGUCUUUAGUAGUAAACAUGCUUGUAUGUUACGGACUUAAAAAACAUCUGUAAAAUUAAUCUUUAUUUUGUGUGUAUGUAUUUUGCUAGAUUAAUAAGUGCUAAGGAGAUGAGCCUUGAUUUAGUUCAUGUUAAGUAUGAUCUUAUCUGCUUAUCAUAAUUGAUGUUUUAGACACAUCUAAAUGGCCAAACAUAAACUUUUCUAAACAAUGGAAGGCCCAAUGUAUGUGUGUAUUGUUAGGUUUUUUUUAUUUAAUUGUUCUCAUCAUUUCACCUUUUUAGGUUUUGUUUGAAAAAAAGUAUGGGUUGUGUAUUUUGAUAAUGUUGAUAGUAACACAUUCACACACUACCAAGUCACUCGUAGCUCGUAUGUUACAGUGUCUUUAGUAGUAAACAUGCUUGUAUGUAUGUUUUAGAGUAAAAGACAUUCGUACAAUUAACUAUCCAUCAUAGGCUAUAUACUUGUUGCUAAACAUGUUACAGUGUCUUUAGUAGUAAACAUGCUUGUAUGUAUGUUUUAGAUUAAAAGACAUCUGUACAAUUAACUAUCCAUCAUAGGCUAUAUGAAGAGUAAUUU
Macrosteles quadrilineatus (aster leafhopper) is the source of this 3334-nucleotide messenger RNA. RefSeq lists its product as uncharacterized. The transcript has 5 exons. The record is from RefSeq and is a predicted model, not a curated record. The coding region runs from base 213 to 1472 and encodes 419 amino acids. Lineage: Eukaryota; Metazoa; Arthropoda; Insecta; Hemiptera; Cicadellidae.